Aureobasidium subglaciale EXF-2481 is the source of this 648-nucleotide messenger RNA. RefSeq lists its product as uncharacterized. The coding region runs from base 111 to 524 and encodes 137 amino acids. Lineage: Eukaryota; Fungi; Ascomycota; Dothideomycetes; Dothideales; Saccotheciaceae. The record is from RefSeq and is a predicted model, not a curated record. The transcript has a single exon.
UCGUCCAAGGCGGGGAUUGGCCUUUAUCAAAUAGCUCGUUCAAUGGUCUCACAGCGUGAACAAGUGGAGAAUUCCUCUGAUAUUUUCCGGGCUCGCAUUUCCAGGAUCCCAUGAUGCCCGGAUCUGGAUUCGGCUCUACAACUUCAGGGAACAGUUCUUUCGUCCCUGAUGUCUCCUCUUGGAGCAAACAAGAGCAUCAGUCGACAGUCAUCCGAGAACACCAUUUUAUAAUUGGUUUCGAUGGCUUGCUCGAAAACGGUGAGCUACUCUUGGUACUAGGCCGUCCCCAGGAAGCUGCUGCUCUACCUUGCUUGAGAGCACACAAGAUCAAAUUCAAUGGACUCACACUCGAAAAGCAAAGCAAGAUGCAGUAUAAAGGGAUGUCAUUCGAGGACAUGCAGAAGUUCUACCCCGGGCAGAAGUGGUCUAUACCGCUGAGGUCGACCAACACCUGCCUCAUCUUACUCGGCGAAAUGCUAGAGUUUGUAACUUUCGUCAGAGCUCCACAUGCCCAAGUCUGGUAAAGAGCUAGGCAAGGAUGAAUGUCAACAUGGGAAGAGAGACGAGAGUGAGAGAAAAGAGGCCUUCAUACCGGGUGUCAUGAAGCCUUACGCUGACUCAAAUACUCUCAGUGGUCUAUUUCCUAUU